CCAAAUAACACAUCAGUAUUUGGAAAUUCAUGUGACAUGAUGUUUAAUUUGGGAAAUUUUAAAGAAGAAGUUAUUACUGGCCUAUUUUCACUUGGUGCAUAUUUGCAAACACACAAACUUUCGAGACUCAGKCUCUACUUAAUUUYAAAAAAAGUACCUGCAUCUGAAAAGAAUACAACACUUGUAGACUCUGAUGAUAAUAAAGAUCUGCCUUCAGCAAGUCUACUCUUAGGCACUACACAAGAGCGCAACACUUUAAGAUCUGUUCAGGAUAGAGAAUAUCUUGAAUCGCUUYGUGCAGAUCAAGAGAAAGAAAAACAAAAGGAAACAGAAAAGAGGGAAGAAGUUUAUGAAAGAGAUAGAGAUCAGAGACUUGAAAGUCUGAGGCUGGCUAGACAAAACAGAAUCCCAUCAGAGCCUUCAACCACAGAGAUGCAUGUUACAGUACAAGUGCGCCACUAUGAAAAAGGAGUAAUUAGACGAAGAUUCCAUGAUAGUAAUAGUAUGAUGGCAGUWUAUGACUGGGUGGGGUCAUUAAGCAAACUUCCGGAACAUUUUCAUUUAUCUGUUGAGCCAAGUUGUGCUUUAACACCUGAUGAGCCUGUAGCAGUCGUAGAGGGGAAAAUGGUACAUAUGACAGUCACUGAAGAUCCUAUACCAAUGGCAAAAGAGUYGAAUGAACAAGAGAUCUCCUUCAUUGGAUAUGGUCCUGAUCGAAGUGAUCAGCUUCCUGAUGAUACAAUGCUUGAUAACAACAAAAAUGAGAUGGCAGGCUUUGACAUUGAACAUGUGAAUGAAGAUGUUCCUAACCAACUCUUGGCUGAUGAUGAAAG
Messenger RNA from Actinia tenebrosa (Australian red waratah sea anemone), 833 nucleotides. RefSeq lists its product as uncharacterized. NCBI's taxonomy places the organism in Eukaryota, Metazoa, Cnidaria, Anthozoa, Actiniaria, Actiniidae. The record is from RefSeq and is a predicted model, not a curated record. Gene Ontology annotation, molecular function: ubiquitin-protein transferase activity; ubiquitin binding.